This is a messenger RNA of Pteronotus mesoamericanus, 481 nucleotides long. RefSeq names its product protein tyrosine phosphatase type IVA 1-like. Gene Ontology annotation, molecular function: protein tyrosine phosphatase activity. Gene Ontology annotation, biological process: positive regulation of cell migration; protein dephosphorylation. NCBI's taxonomy places the organism in Eukaryota, Metazoa, Chordata, Mammalia, Chiroptera, Mormoopidae. The transcript is spliced from 2 exons. The record is from RefSeq and is a predicted model, not a curated record. The coding region runs from base 62 to 481 and encodes 139 amino acids. Gene Ontology annotation, cellular component: cytoplasm; nucleus.
CAAUUUUUAAAUUCUUUCAUAACCCCAUUGAGUGUUUUUUAACUAAAUUAACAUGGCUUGAAUGAACCGCCCCGCUCCUGUGGAAGUCACCUUCAAGAAUAUAAGAUUUCUUACUACACACAAUCCAACCAAUGCGACCUUAAAUUUAUAUGUUCUUGAUUGGCCUUUGGAUGAUGGUGCACCACCAUCCAACCAGAUUGUUGAUGACUGGUUAAGUCUUGUAAAAAUUAAGUUUCAUGAAGAACCUGGUUGUUGUAUUGCUGUUCAUUGUGUUGCAGGCCUUGGGAGGGCUCCGGUACUUGUUGCCCUAGCAUUAAUUGAAGGUGGAAUGAAAUAUGAAGACACAAUACCGUUCGUAAGACAAAAGCAGCAUGGAGCUUUUAACAGCAAGCAGUUUUUAUAUUUGGAGAAGUAUCGUCCUAAAAUGUGGCUGUGCUUCAAAGACUCCAAUGAUCAUAGAAACAACUGUUGUAUUCAAUAA